Messenger RNA from Thermothielavioides terrestris NRRL 8126, 642 nucleotides. RefSeq lists its product as uncharacterized. The record is from RefSeq and is a predicted model, not a curated record. The coding region runs from base 244 to 531 and encodes 95 amino acids. NCBI's taxonomy places the organism in Eukaryota, Fungi, Ascomycota, Sordariomycetes, Sordariales, Chaetomiaceae. The transcript has 4 exons.
AAGCUUACCGUGUAAUCCGUAUUCCGUUUACUAGACACAGUACACACAAGGCAGGUGACUUCGGGGGCGCGUGCCUAGCAACGACAUUGACUGCAUUGCACUUCGGCCAGAGAGUCCUGCUACUGAGACCCUGGAAGUUGAAGGCCAUGCCGGCUAGGUGAAAAGUGUCGACGGCGUCCUCUCGGUUCACCCGGCAUCACGUCUCGCCUGGAACCUUGUCACGGAUCAUCGAAGCUAGCCAACAUGUCGCAGUCGCUGGCCCCAGAGUGUAACGAGCUCAAGGAGCGUUACGACACUUGCUUCUUAAAGUGGUACAGCGAAAAAUACCUUCGCGGGAUUGGCACCACCGACAACAAUGAAUGCUCGACGCUAUUUAAGGAGUAUAGUACCUGCUUGCAAGCACUCAAGGAGCGUGGGAUAGACAAGUUGUUGGACGAAGCUCGGGAAGACUACAAAGAGAAUGAUGCGACGCUGAUGGGCAGGAAGAAAUGUAAGUCGCCCCGGCACCCGGGGAUAUCGGUUGGCAUCUAACGUUCUCUGCAUGAAGAGGGAGCAGGACCACAGUAAAUAGACAAUCGGCGUUUGUAGCGAUACUCAACUCAAUCUACGUCCGACCUUGAAAGGGUAACAAGAGAUGUGUCU